Molecule: messenger RNA, 339 nt
Organism: Lactuca virosa
Lineage: Eukaryota; Viridiplantae; Streptophyta; Magnoliopsida; Asterales; Asteraceae
Source: the annotation of a GenBank genome assembly
AUGAAGUACAAUCCUAGGGUCACCAGUUCCCGACGGAAGAACCGGAAGGCACAUUUUUCAGCACCGUCGAGUAUCCGCCGUGUCCUGAUGAGCGCACCGCUUUCCGGCGAACUACGCUCAAAACACAACCUCCGAUCAAUGCCGAUCCGCAAGGAUGACGAGGUGAAUGGAUCUACAGUCAAUGUCGGAAUCAAUCCUUCAAAAUGUGUCAUCACCAAGCUCCGACUUGAUAAGGAUAGGAAAUCGUUGAUUGAUCGGAAAGCGAUGGGACGUGCUGCGGCGGAUAAGGAUAAGGAAGAUAAGUUCACCUCCGAGGAGAUUAUGCAGAACGUUGAUUGA